Hippocampus comes (tiger tail seahorse) is the source of this 909-nucleotide messenger RNA. Its product is annotated as protein FAM212A-like. Gene Ontology annotation, molecular function: protein kinase binding; protein serine/threonine kinase inhibitor activity. Gene Ontology annotation, cellular component: nucleus. The annotation marks the transcript as partial. The record is from RefSeq and is a predicted model, not a curated record. The transcript has a single exon. Lineage: Eukaryota; Metazoa; Chordata; Actinopteri; Syngnathiformes; Syngnathidae.
CUGUGCCUCCGAGAGUCCGGCGACUGUUUGAGGGAGCACAUGCACUACAUGAUGAGAUCCCUUCAGGACCUGAAGCAUCUGAGAAGGACGUGUCCCGCAACCUGCAGAAACACUCGCCCUCCCAGCACCAACCAGCUCCCCACCGUUGCCCUCAGCGGCCCGUCCGCUGUGCCUCUGUCCUGCCGGCCCAGAGACCAGCGCGCCCGUCUCAGGAUAUCCAGCGCCAGCACAGCCAGUACCUACGACUCGGCCUGCUGCCUGGCCACCCCUCUGGAGGAAGAGGAGGACGAUGACGAAGACGACGGCUGCAGCAGUCGCCUCGGCCUCAACUCGCCGAGCAGCCACAAAAGUUUGGACUUUGACUCCGGGUACUCGGAGGCGUCGUGGCAGGACGAGGGGGUCAUCCUCAGGAGGACGAGGAACGUGCGCGUGUCGUCCUCAGCCUGCCUGCGCACCAACAGGGCGGCGAGUGGACGCGUUCGGCCUAAAUCGACGUCGGACGCUUGUCUGGAGAGGUGGACGUCCUUCGAGACGGGCGAUCCGGAGGACUGGGCCAACGCUUUGCUGACCAGAGGACGCAGCCGCCAACCUCUGGUUCUGGGAGACAACAGCUUUGCAGACCUCGUCCAGAACUGGAUGGACCUACCCGAUUGUCCCGAGCCCGCCGAGCCGAAACCCAAAACCAGACGCAGACUGGGACGAAGCCUCUUAGGAAACAUGCGGAGGAAACUGGCCGGCUUGUCAAAGAGCGUGGAGGAGAGAGUGAGGAUGAGGUCCGCAGACGCUCACCUCAGCAGAACCGCCAACGCCCCCAAGCGUCUCUCGUGUCCCGUUGUGUCGUCGGAGCCUAAGGUCCCCUUUUUCCACCAGUCCCACUCGGCUAUUCACGAGCUGGACACGGACUUUUAC